GUGUGUGUGUGUAGGCAGGAGUUGUGUAACAGCAGAGACAGCUUCACGAUGUGCCCUCUCUGUAACAUCUGCUCACCUGGAACUACUCUGAAUCUGCACCACCUUCAAGGUGGGUCUCUUGUUUGAUAAUGGAGGAACAGUGUUCUUCAGUGCCUUCAUGUCUCUGUGGGCCGUCACCUUCCUGGAGUUCUGGAAGAGAACCUGUUCAAGCCUGUCUCACCGCUGGGACUGCUCCGAAUUCCAGGACAUCGAGGAGCGACCUCGCCCGGAGUUCACGGCCAUGGCACCGAUGACGAUCAGGAACCCGGUGACCGGAGCGGAGGAACCCUACUUUCCUGAAAAUAAACGAAUCAACCGAACGCUGACUGGCUUCAUGGCCAUCAUCAUCAUGGUUGCUGUUGUGCUGAUGUUUCUGAUGGCCAUCAUCCUGUAUCGCACCAUCCUGACCAUCGUUAUCGACAAGUCGGACACCCCUUUAACCGGCUUUGCCUCUAGGAUAGCCAGUAUCACAGGAUCCGUGUUGAACCUGUUGGUGAUCCUCAUGUUGUCCAAAGUUUACACCUCGCUGGCUCGCAUCCUCACGCGCUGGGAGAUGCACCGGACUCAGUCUAAAUAUGAAGACAUGUUCAUUCUCAAAGUGUUCAUCUUCCAGUUCAUCAACUUCUACUCGUCCCCGGUUUACAUCGCCUUCUUCAAAGGCAGGUUUGUUGGUUAUCCUGGAGAUUACAACACUCUGCUAGGAAUUCGCAACGAAGAUUGUGGAGCCGGGGGAUGCCUCGUUGAAUUGGCUCAGGAGCUGCUGAUCAUCAUGGUGGGAAAACAGCUGAUCAACAACAUCCAGGAGUUCCUCUUACCGUAA
Molecule: messenger RNA, 859 nt
Organism: Notothenia coriiceps (black rockcod)
Lineage: Eukaryota; Metazoa; Chordata; Actinopteri; Perciformes; Nototheniidae
Product: anoctamin-7-like
Exons: 8
Coding region: 158-859 (233 amino acids)
Biological process (GO): chloride transmembrane transport; calcium activated phospholipid scrambling
Cellular component (GO): plasma membrane
Molecular function (GO): chloride channel activity
Source: RefSeq, a predicted model, not a curated record